UGCAAUUUUCCUUUUUUUUAGUUUUCUGAAAUACACAUUGCAUUUACAUUAUAUUAAAAAUUUAUUCUUAUAAAAAAAUUUGUCCCGAGAACUUGCAAAUAAUAAGUUAAAUCCCGAAAUUUACAGAGUUAUGUGAAUGAUAAGUCAUUACAUAAUAGCGUAUUCCAGCGAGAUCCGUCUGAAAUUGCAAUUGUAUUUUCUUCCCCAAACAUUAUCAUCUUUGCACUGUUGACCACCCGCAGUCUCUUCUUCUUCUGCUCGUGAUCGAUCUCUUUCUUCUCUGGCGAUAUCUACUCGGCAGUUCUAAGUGGGACUCAAAUCGCAAUUGAAUUUUUGGGCCGAGAGUUUUGUUCUUGACACAGUUGACCCCACAUUCUUCUUGUUCUGAAUUUCGUCGUGAUCACCUUCCUCUAAGUAGCUUGGCAAAAUGUCUGGGCAAAGUCAACGUUUGAAUGUUGUCCCCACAGUUACGAUGCUUGGAGUUAUUAAAGCUCGCCUAGUUGGAGCAACAAGAGGCCAUGCUUUGCUGAAAAAGAAAAGUGAUGCUUUGACUGUGCAGUUCCGUCAGAUUCUAAAGAAAAUAGUAUCAACAAAGGAAUCAAUGGGAGAUGUCAUGAAAAAUUCCUCCUUUGCUCUGACAGAGGCAAAAUAUUCUGCUGGUGAGAACAUCAAGCACGUUGUCCUUGAAAAUGUCCAGAAUGCGACUCUUAAAGUUCGAUCUAGACAGGAAAAUAUUGCUGGGGUGAAGCUCCCCAAGUUUGAGCAUUUCUCUGAAGGAGAAACCAAGAAUGACCUGACUGGAUUAGCUAGAGGAGGGCAACAGGUACAAGCCUGCCGUGCUGCUUAUGUGAAAUCUAUUGAAUUGCUUGUUGAGCUUGCUUCGCUGCAAACAUCAUUCUUGACUCUCGAUGAGGCAAUAAAAACCACAAAUCGUAGGGUCAAUGCCUUGGAGAAUGUUGUAAAGCCUCGGUUGGAGAAUACAGUUAUUUACAUCAAGGGGGAACUUGAUGAAUUAGAAAGGGAAGACUUCUUCCGUCUGAAGAAAAUACAAGGUUACAAGAAGAGGGAAGUAGAGAAACAGGCGGCCUCUGCCAAGCUAUAUGCAGAGGAGAAGGCUGCUGAAGAAAUUUCUUUGAGGGAAGGUAUUUCACUUGGUUCAGCCCAUAACUUAUUGUCUCACUCUUCGCAGAGAGAUGAGGACAUUAUUUUCUGAUUUGGAGGUCAGUUUUUUAUACAAGUUGUCUGUAUUAUCUAUUAUGAGAUGGAGGAUUUUUUCCUGUUGAAUAAGAGUUCCUGUGCAUGUUGUACCUAAUGAACUCUAUCGGAAUCUGCCUUAUUGGCUAGUUUGUGUGCUUUUUUCAUUUUUUGAUUCGGUAAACAUCCUUGUCGUUUGUUUCCUGAAGAGCUGUUUGUUGGAAAUUUUAGUUUUGCUCAUAUUGUGGACAA
Molecule: messenger RNA, 1446 nt
Organism: Capsicum annuum
Lineage: Eukaryota; Viridiplantae; Streptophyta; Magnoliopsida; Solanales; Solanaceae
Product: V-type proton ATPase subunit D
Exons: 3
Coding region: 428-1213 (261 amino acids)
Cellular component (GO): proton-transporting V-type ATPase complex; vacuolar membrane
Molecular function (GO): proton-transporting ATPase activity, rotational mechanism
Source: RefSeq, a predicted model, not a curated record